AGGCGAGAGAAAGCGAGAAGAGUGAGGCUUCACUAGUUGCGCUGCUGGAAUCCGGAUAUGAUGAAAAUGUUUUAGACCUGAAGUGUCCCGAGUAAACUUACCGCAACUGCGCGCCGAAAGCGUCAAGGAGGAUCAUGUUUUCGACUUUUUGUACGUCAAAAAAACCAGCUGGAAUAUCUUGGACUACGACCGUCGAACAGUUAGAGUAGGAGGAAACUGUCGGGUGUGAAAGUUGUCUUUAAUUUUCCCCCCCUUAACGUUUUGAGGAACGAGUUGAAGGAGGGAAAGAAGGAUGGGAAUAAGUCACAUUUGAACUGAAAGUGAGAGAGUUGUCAUGUUUGAAAGGACUGGGGGCUGAGGAAAAGAAGGGAGGAACUACUUCUGCUGGUGGUGGUUUAUAAUUUUUUUUCUCCCUUCGAAGAGGACGACUGUCUCAUGUCCAAGGAGACUGUCCAUCCAUCAGAAGGGCCGGCGGGUCCAGGACAGGGCCCACGGCUAGAAACAAGUCCCCUGCUGUUAGCGUCACACGAUGCUUGUGACAGUGAAUCAUCAGGAAGCGCGCCUUCUCCUAGGAAACAAUCCACUGAAGGACAAAGUCACGUGACGGAGGAGAAGCCUAAUUAUUGCAAGCCUGUGAGGACCCAGCUGCGGUCCGAGUCUGAUCUGAAACCAGCGCCUUCUGAGGAGGCAGAGCGAGAGACUGCCAAGGACCAAAAUGGCUUUCCCCACAACAGCUCCGGCACGCCCGCAGCGACGAACGCCAACGGAAUCCACUCCGGUGUUGGCACCCCCGAGGGCACGAGGACGUGCACCUGCGGCGCCGGCGUUGGGGCGAACGUGGCGGGCAGGUCGGGCCCCGGGAACGCAACAGCAACGCCACAGACAGAGCAGCCCAGGAGGCAGCCGUCCACGCCUGUGUCUCACAGGGUGCAGAGGAAGCUGAAGUCCAGCUUGUCGGUCAACAGUGACAGCAGCAGACGGAGCAAAGGCAGCUCCACGGGCUCGCAGAAACCUCCUUUACCAGAGGAUUGCUGCGUUCACUGCAUCCUUGCCUGUCUCUUCUGCGAGUUCCUGACGCUCUGCAACAUGGUGGUGGCCCAGGCCUCCUGCGGCGCGUGCACCUCCGAGGCCUGCUGCUGUUGCUGCUGCGCCGACGACAUGGGCGACGACUGCAACUGCCCCUGUGACAUGGACUGUGGCAUCAUGGACGCCUGCUGCGAGUCGUCGGAUUGCCUGGAAAUCUGCAUGGAGUGCUGCGGCAUCUGCUUCCCCACAUAGGUUUGCUGGGGCCUCCGUGGCGUGGAAUAUAAACCUGUGCAUCCCAAUAUAUAAAUCAUCAAAAAGUUCAUUUACUUUGAUCAUUCGAAUAAAAGCGCAACAGUUGUCAGAUCCAUUACGCAAACACUGAUAUAGUUCUAGCUGCUUUUUGUUAUUGUUUAGCGCAAGCAGAAAAAUUCUGUUUACUGGAACAUCAGACUUGCAUACGAUCAACAAAUAAUAGGCAGCAAUUCCAUUUAAUAGUGUUAUCAAUUAACAAUAUUGACUCUAACAACAGAGUGUUGAGUCAAUGUGGAUAAAUAGAAGGUUCAGUGGAAGGAAAAAGUGUGAUAGAAAAAUGGACACAGCACUCAUCAAUCUUGAGAGGAUUACAUGGGCCCACAAUACCAGCUUUUUUUUUUCCUUUUCUUUUUUUUUUUAUUGAUGCAUAAGUGCAACAUAGCAUGGAACCAUGUCGAUGUCGAUGUGAAAAAACUCAGAUUGUUUUAAUAAAAAUGUAAAAAAAAAGAUUGUUUUAAUAGUGACCCCCCAACUCUUCUGCAUGGUUAGCUCUGGUCUUUCUAAUUCACAUCUUGACUUUACCCCUUAGAUUCUUUUAAGGAUUUAGAGUACUUUUCUAAAUAAUCAAACAGUUACACCAGGGUCACUCGACCCAGUUUUGGUUUCUUUCCUGUUAUGUGCAGGUGUCAAAUCCCACUGAAAAAUAAAAUGGACGCCCACAAAAAGCUUGUCAGCAGAGAGAACCUUAAAUCGACUUUGCUUCAUAAUCUCUUCAAGAGCAAGAUUGUCCAUUUUACUUGCAUCGUUGUUCUACCACACUUUUUCCUUCCACUCAACUUCCAAUAAAAAAUUGUUGAGUAUAGCAUCAUGUGAACAAAGAGACUCUUUGGGGUUCAAAGGACAGAAAUAAAUAACUGAAAUAUAUCACUCUGUUUGUAAUCAGUCUUUAUAGUGAGUUUCAUCUUGAAUUACAGUUAUAAAUGAACUUUUGGAUGAUAUUCUACUGUAUUAAGAUGCACGUCUCAUGGAACUGCUACCUUUGAAUUCAGCAGAAACAGGGAGGUGUGUGUGAAGGAGUUGGACACUGGGCUCAACACAAUAAACAGCCCAGCAAAGACUACAAAUAAUUCACAUUUAUGAAUGUGUCAUGCUUUGUUAGUAUGUUAACUAGUACAGAAAAGCAUUAUCAUAGGCAGACUUCAAGCAUUUCAUUGUUACAUAAAGAUUGCCGUUCAGUUACAUCUUUUUAUGCCUCUGUUUAGUCUUAUUGGUGAUCUAAAUGCAUUUUGAAGAUCUUGUUUCUGUUUUAUUUUUUAUGCCAAAAGUUGCGAUUUUAGUCCAGUCAACACUGUAAACAUAAGGGUUUGUGAUGGUGAAUACAUUCCUCAUUUCAUACUGUAGCCUUGUGGAUUUCAUUAAAACAUUAUCUACUGUAUAGCAGAUGAAACUGGUGAAAAUUUUAAGUGUUUCACGACACUUUUCUGCUACCUUCUGACACAAAACCUAAGGGUGUGAUCUGGAAUAAUUGCAUUUGCAUUUCUAUUUUGAGCAUUGGGGGGGGGAAGAUAGUGGAAUGAGCAGCACAAAAUUGUUAAUAAGCUUCGCAAAAAUUAUACAAAGUGCUGGAAUAAUUUUUUUUUUUCUCUGAAGAAUCUCAUCUCACAUCAGAUUUGCAAACAUUGGAAGACUGUUUUACUGGAAAAAGAAGCACUUUUUAAAAAAUAAUCAUUAAAGAGUCUGACCAACAGAAUAUUACUCUGUACUGAUAUAUACAUGUUCAGCCUUUGUUUUCCUAUGUUAGCCUGUAACAAACCUGUUUUGUCACUUGCAUAUGGUACAACUUUUUUUCACAAUGUGUUUGUUUUUGCAAUGCAUUCUGCAUAAAUAUCAAAAAUCACAGAUGACUAGAGUUGCCACUUGAGCAGCUUUUGGUUCUCCAGUCAUAUGAGAAUCAAGUGUCACAAUAAAAUAGUAAACUACUGCAGAGUUAAGCAGUACUCCUCUAUUUUCUUCUCUGUAUCUCAUGAUGAGUUUAUAGUGAGUCACCAGCAGAGCCAUUUCCUGUCUUGGAGAUCCGCUUUGAUGUUGUUUAAGUGAUGACGCUUAACGCCGGCCCUCAUUAGCACUGCUUACUAAACGGUCACAAGAAAUGUCCCUUUUUAACGCCAUCAAAGAUGAUGUGCCGUCGUGCACGGCUCGUCUUAGCAGCUCAGUGUUAUGAGUACACUGGGGGUCGGAUGUGCCCCUCUUCGGUGGAUAAUCUGCGGGAAGUAAACCUCGUUUUCAUGUUUGUGACGAGCCCAAACUGCAAAUGUGUUACGGGCUACAGAGUGUCAAGAAAACACGACUUAGAAAAUGUGAAGAAUUCAUGUAACAGAAGAAACCUGGUGAUAUGAUGAAUUGUUGUAGUACAUCUCUGUUAUUUUGAUGCCUUUUGUUUGUGCAUUUCAUCCUUGUGUCAUUUUUUAGUUUAAUAGUUUUUCACAUCCUUUGAUAACAAGGAGAUGGUGACAGAAGGAAGGGCAUGGCGAUUUAAGUUGGAAGUUGCCUUACACAAACAUCCCCAAUGUGAUUUACUGUUUUUGUAUGAGCAACGAUGCUAAAUUUGAAAAUUUCUAACACUUUUUUUUUAUUCUGCAAACUGUUGUGACAGGAAAAAAGUAGCAGUUGGAAAUAUAGGCAACUCCAAAGCAUGACAUGUCCACUUCUGUGCAUCACAGGUAAUGGGAUGCUUAUUGAUGUAAAAUGAGUUGUCAACUGUGCCAAACACCGCCAUUUUGAGUCAUUUGGCUCAUUUGUCUGAGCUUAUUCAACAAAGAAGGCUUUUGCCAAACUGUUCCAGUUUGCUAUGGGAACUUUAUAUAUUUUUCAGGCAAAGGGAAAAUAAGCAAUUCUUCUCUAAUAAUGGGGACGCAUUUACCUUAAAACCCAACAAUCACCACAUGCAAGAAAAAUGGCAAAACCCUUCUGUUUUUAGCCCUAAUUGCAGAGCAGGCCUUUUUGUUUCUUUUAUUCUGCAAACUGUAGUUUGGCUUGGCAACACCAUGUGCCAAUUUGGUCUUAACAUGCUUUUCAACCAGACAGACAUUUCAGCAAACAUCAAGUGGAUAAACUCCAAAACAAGACUGUAGGGUUCUUACAUUAAGAUAUCCCUGCGCUUCAAAUAAAUUCAUUAUUUCAGUCAAUGUCUGUAUUAUGCCAAUGUCCUACAUUAGAAAUAAAAACUUUUCUUAUUUUGCUCUUUAGAUGCCGUUUACUCCAUUUUUAUUGGUUCCUCGUGAGAUUGCCUCCCACAGUCCUCCUGUUAUCUCUGGGAGAAUCCUAACAUCAACAUGGGUACAUGCCACACAACAUUCUCUGAGGUCUUAGACCUCCUGCUGGUCGGGACAGCAGCCUGACCUUUACCCAACAUUACCUCCUAUUAACCCCUCAAUUAACCUUGAGGCCAGGCCCUCUGGUGGAGAAUCUGCACUUUCUAUCCUCUCUUUAUUUUUGCCUCAUCACUUUAUGCCCAGAUUCGCCCUGACCCCCGAAAAUUGCCGUCUUAUUUCCCUAAUGCGGUAGG
Molecule: messenger RNA, 4843 nt
Organism: Xiphophorus hellerii (green swordtail)
Lineage: Eukaryota; Metazoa; Chordata; Actinopteri; Cyprinodontiformes; Poeciliidae
Gene: mdfic
Product: MyoD family inhibitor domain containing
Exons: 5
Coding region: 436-1278 (280 amino acids)
Source: RefSeq, a predicted model, not a curated record